AUGAGUGAUAUAAAUUCUCUAUUAGAAGAUUUACCCAAUGAAAUUCUCAUGAAUAUAUUUCAAUAUUUUGAUGCUCGAGAUCUAUUUCGAACAUUUUAUAAUCUUAAUUUUCGUUUUAAUAAAUUACUUCAAUCACUCAAUUAUCUCUCACUUACAAUUUUUAAAUUUGAUUCUAAUGAAAUAAAUGAUUAUGAUAUUUUUACUCCUUAUAUCUAUACUCUAGUAAUAGAUUAUGCAGUUGAUAUUGAUUUAAAUCAUUUUAUAAAUCUUCAUCGUCUUACUUUAUUAUCUCCAACAUCUAAUCAAUUAAAACAAAUUGUAUUUAAUAAUUUAUCUUGUUUAGAACAUCUUUCAAUUGGAUAUGAACAUUUUCUUUUUUCUUAUUAUAUUCCUGAAUUAUGUCAAAAAAUUUUUUCUAAUGGUUUUCCUUGUUUAAAAUCUUGUUCAAUAUUUGAACCACGAAUACUUGAAAUAAUACCAUAUUUUACACAAACAACACAAUUAUGUAUUUUAAAAAUGGAUAAUAUUGAUUUAUUAGCAUAUAAACAUAUAUUAACAUUAUGUCCUAAUUUAUAUUUAUUUCAAUUUACAAUGUUAAAUCAACAUGAAGAAAUAAAUUAUAUUGAACCACAUUUAAAACUUAAAAAAUUAAUUAUUAAAUUUCAAAGUUUAAUUAAAUCAAUUUCUGAUUGUGCUAUGAAUCAUUAUUUAUCAUGUGUUCCUAAUUUAGAACAAUUUUAUGUUUAUGAAAUAAAUUUUGAUAUAAAUAUUCAAGAAUAUUUAGAUUAUAAUUGGUUUGUUUUAUUAAUUGAUAAACAAUUACCAUUACUUUAUCAAUUUAAAUAUUAUCUUUAUGCUUAUGGUGUUAAACAGAAUAAUGAAAAUAUUAUUAAUCGUAUUCAAACAAAUUUUAAACAAAUACAUAAUAAAAAAUAUCAAUCUCGACUUAUUCUUAAAUUAUUAUAUUCAUCAUUGUCAGAUUGA
This is a messenger RNA of Rotaria sordida, 984 nucleotides long. The record is from the annotation of a GenBank genome assembly. Lineage: Eukaryota; Metazoa; Rotifera; Eurotatoria; Philodinida; Philodinidae.